AUGUCUCCCAUCUUCUGUUGUUCCAAUACUCAGGGGUACAAGAAUCGUAUCCUGUCCUACGAAUCCAAGUUCCAGACUUUUAUGGCUUGGGCCAACUAUCCUAAAGAGAGCAACGCAGUCUCACCUGACACAGUGCCGUCUUCAGCCGACAUUACGUUCGCAAUUCAGGUUGUUAAGCAAACGAACUACGGUCCACUUGAUAGCAAGCGAUACUUCGUCACCGGCUCCGAUGGGGUUUUCGUCGAGGUGACUGAGCAAUGGCUCAUCGAUGCGAACUUCGAGAAGCUGAACACGUUCAAGAACUUCAAGUGUGCGACUCACAACAAAUUCUUCGAAGUCAACAUCUACCAGAAAAAUCCAACGAAUGCGCACCAUUGGCGAGCCAAUAUCGCUAGACCUGCGACGGAGAUAGACUUGUGA
Alternaria postmessia is the source of this 420-nucleotide messenger RNA. RefSeq lists its product as uncharacterized. The transcript has 2 exons. The coding region runs from base 1 to 420 and encodes 139 amino acids. The record is from RefSeq and is a predicted model, not a curated record. NCBI's taxonomy places the organism in Eukaryota, Fungi, Ascomycota, Dothideomycetes, Pleosporales, Pleosporaceae.